CUCGGUGCGCUUCCUGGUUCUGUCUGCUUUGCCUCCGGCGUCAGACCUGAGUUCCCAGCGCUGUAAGCUGUAGGCAGCGUGAAUCUCCGCCGAAGCUGCAACUAUGGGGAUCUUGGAGAAAAUCUCGGAGAUCGAGAAGGAGAUCGCUCGGACGCAGAAGAACAAGGCCACUGAGUAUCACCUGGGCCUCCUGAAAGCAAAACUGGCCAAGUAUCGGGCCCAGCUCCUGGAACCAUCCAAAUCUGCCUCAUCUAAAGGAGAGGGCUUUGAUGUCAUGAAGUCAGGUGAUGCCCGAGUGGCACUGAUUGGCUUUCCCUCUGUGGGUAAGUCCACCUUCUUGAGUCUGAUGACCUCUACAGCCAGCGAAGCUGCAUCCUAUGAGUUCACCACCCUGACGUGCAUCCCAGGGGUCAUUGAAUACAAAGGUGCCAACAUCCAGCUCUUGGACCUUCCUGGAAUCAUUGAAGGAGCCGCGCAAGGGCGAGGCCGUGGCCGGCAGGUGAUUGCUGUAGCACGUACAGCUGAUGUCGUCGUCAUGAUGCUAGAUGCCACCAAGGGAGAUGUACAGAGGUCCCUGCUGGAGAAGGAACUGGAGUCUGUGGGCAUUCGCCUCAACAAGCACAAGCCCAACAUCUACUUCAAGCCCAAGAAAGGUGGUGGCAUCUCCUUUAACUCCACAGUCACAUUGACACAGUGCUCAGAGAAGUUGGUACAGCUCAUCCUGCAUGAGUACAAGAUCUUCAAUGCCGAAGUACUCUUCCGAGAAGACUGCUCUCCUGAUGAAUUCAUUGAUGUGAUUGUGGGCAACCGGGUGUAUAUGCCCUGCCUGUAUGUGUAUAACAAAAUUGACCAGAUCUCCAUGGAAGAAGUAGACCGUCUAGCCCGAAAGCCCAACAGUGUAGUUAUCAGCUGCGGCAUGAAGCUGAACCUGGACUACCUGCUGGAAAUGCUUUGGGAGUACCUGGCCCUCACCUGCAUUUACACCAAGAAGAGAGGACAGAGACCAGAUUUUACAGAUGCCAUCAUUCUCCGGAAAGGGGCCUCUGUUGAACACGUGUGCCAUCGCAUCCACCGGUCCCUGGCCAGCCAGUUCAAGUAUGCCUUGGUGUGGGGUACCAGCACCAAGUACAGCCCACAGCGGGUAGGCCUGACUCACACCAUGGAGCAUGAGGAUGUCAUCCAGAUUGUGAAGAAAUAGUCACACCACCAGCCUGCUUGCUUGGCUCCUAGGGACCUGGACCCCCGGGGACACACAAACCGGAAAAGUAUAUACUCCAGGAAUGGACUCUUGAGUCAGCUGUUUCAUAAGCUUCCUCAGUAAGCAGUGUUGGGACAGGCAAGGCUGUGGACCAGGGCUUUGCUGAGGACAUAUCCUAUAAGCCUAUUGUGAUAAGCUUCCUAGGGAGCCUACAGCCUGUGUCCGUGUCCUGUGCCCAUGUGAGCUCUUGAGGAGCUAGUUACCCACAUCCUCCCAGCCAGACCUCAAGCUGAGCCAGGCUCCGGGUAGGCCUGCCUGGGUCCCUGAGGCUGAGAGUCCUGACAGCAGCUCUAGCACUUAGCAGCCUCAGGAUGAAACCUCCCACAGGUCCUCCCAACACAGGCUGUGCCUCGUGGAAGCCAGGGCCCAGCCAAAGUGUCGUAAAGUGCCUCCCGCUUAGAGCCCCUCCCAGAGUAGCCCUGCCUGCCUAGAUGGGGCCUGUGAGUCUGGCUCUGUUUCCUUCUGAGCCCCCUAUCUCUGCCCUCCUUUCUGAAAUAAAAGAAUGGGAAGUGA
This is a messenger RNA of Phodopus roborovskii (desert hamster), 1771 nucleotides long. RefSeq names its product developmentally regulated GTP binding protein 2 (gene Drg2). NCBI's taxonomy places the organism in Eukaryota, Metazoa, Chordata, Mammalia, Rodentia, Cricetidae. Gene Ontology annotation, cellular component: cytoplasm. The record is from RefSeq and is a predicted model, not a curated record. Gene Ontology annotation, biological process: cytoplasmic translation. The coding region runs from base 104 to 1198 and encodes 364 amino acids. Gene Ontology annotation, molecular function: GTP binding; GTPase activity. The transcript is spliced from 13 exons.